Dichomitus squalens LYAD-421 SS1 is the source of this 1797-nucleotide messenger RNA. RefSeq names its product P-loop containing nucleoside triphosphate hydrolase protein. Gene Ontology annotation, cellular component: nucleus; cytoplasm; chromosome. Gene Ontology annotation, biological process: double-strand break repair via homologous recombination. The record is from RefSeq and is a predicted model, not a curated record. The transcript has 6 exons. The annotation marks the transcript as partial. Gene Ontology annotation, molecular function: ATP binding; nucleic acid binding; four-way junction helicase activity. NCBI's taxonomy places the organism in Eukaryota, Fungi, Basidiomycota, Agaricomycetes, Polyporales, Polyporaceae.
AUGGCUAUUGUUACUCCCCGACUACUCUCCCACGAAGAAGAAUACGGCCGCUCAUAUGCCAUCCUGGAAGCCGCCCGAGAAGCCGCCAAAGCCUCGCGUGGGUACAACUCGGAGGCCACACGGCAAAGGCUCGAAGAGACCUUCCAACAGCGCAUGGGAGGGAGGGUACCACACCAGUGGCAGGUGGAUGUCACAGAGGCACUGUUGGUGGGAUUAGACUGCACGGUCAUAGCGGGGACAGGUAGCGGGAAGACGAUGCCAUUCGUCAUGCCUACCUUUGUAGAAUUCGACAAGAUAUAUUUCAUAAUCUCUCCUCUUAAUGCGUUAGAAGCAGACCAAGCGGGGCGCUUCGCCGACUUGAAAGUCCCUGCGGCCGCUGUGAAUAGAACAACGUUUUCAGACAAGCUAAUGGAGGUAUGUAAAAUACGACUUACCCACGUUAUUGGGGCGUUCAUCAUAGAUGAAGCACACUGCAUAACGCAGUGGGGGGGCGACUUCCGAACCGAAUAUAGCGGGCUGGAUAAGUUUCGGGCACUCGUCCCGACACCUGUGCCCUUCUUGGUGACGUCGGCUACUCUGACCCCAUUUCAGCUGGAACGAACACGUUCAAACCUCUCCAUUGAGGAAACACGUUCGUUCCACCUGAACCUGGGGAACGAUCGUCCGAACAUAAAGCAAGAAAUGCGACUUAUGAAGUCAGCGAGCGAUUUCGCUGCGCUCGACUUCAUAGUCGCAGGGGCCGAAAAAAGGGAGGAUAUACCACGUACAAUAAUCUUCGUUAAUGAUGUCUCGAAGACCCAUGCGGUUGCGCAUAGGCUUCGAGCCAUGGUACCGGACCCGUUGCGGCCGGAGAUUGCGCUUUUGCAUGCGCGACGGUCAGAGGACUCCAAGCGUGAGACUUGGCGGCGCUUCAAGGAGGGGGAGGUUCGUAUCCUGGUCGCGACAGAAGCAGCAGCAAUGGGGAUGGACGUACCGGAUAUCGCACUUGCCGUGCAAUUCGGUGUCCCUGAGAAUCUUGCGGUCUGGCUGCAACGGGCCGGUCGCGCAGGCCGGUCGCCUUUAUUAGAGGCGACGGCAGUGAUGCUGGUAGAGAGGUCCGCCAUCCAAAGGGUGGGGGUGAAGAAGGAGGCGGGGGUGAGAGAAGAGGAGAGUGGCGCACCUGCUGACAAUUCCAGCGGCUCUGAGUUCGAAGAAGAGGAAGAAAAACUCAAAGCAGCGACAACAACAGCAGCAGCAGCAACAGCAGCAGCAGUCAUCAAGUACAGAAAGACCGUGGAGCAGAACCUGCGGGCUUGGAUCGAGGCGGAAGGGUGCAGGAGAGACGUUGCAGACGCCUAUUUCGACAACCCGCCACGACGCUCCCCCAUCUCCCCCUCCCGCUGCUGCGACAACUGUGCCGCCGCCGCCUCCCUUACCACUGGACCACCGCCCGCGUCUGCCUCCGCAACACCCAGCGGCGCGAUGGUGGCGUUGGCCACAGCACCGCCACCUCCGGAUGCCCUCGCCGACACCACCGGCGACGAUCACGAUUUCAACACCGCGUUGGAGCGGCGAGCCGGCACCCAUCUCAAGACCGUGAAAAGCUCCCUCGUGGAGUGGAGAUUCACGACCCGGCGGACAAAGUACAAAUUUUCGUCGCUCAAGGCCGACAACAUCCUCCCCGACGGCGCCCUCACGACCAUCGCGUCUCUGCGGCGAGACGUGAAGACGAUCCAUGACCUCGUGCGAGUCCUCAAUCCCCCUUGGCCUCAUGUCGACGUCCACGGUGCCGAAGUCCUCAAGAUUGUCCGAGAACUU